GUUUGACAACACUUUGACCAGAAGCAUUUUCUACAAUUGAAUCGUGCCCAACCAAUGAAGUCAAAAUUUGAAAGCGGGGAGGUUCGAAGAUAUAUUUGAUAGAUUGCCAAUAUAUCGAGAAGUGACUGAUCUAAACUGGCUAGCGAUUGUAGUAGAAGUUGAGCGCGGUGUUCCCACUCGUGAUCUGGUGCAGGUGCAUGACCAAGUACCUUCAUCUAGAUUGUUAUCUACUGCUUUUUGAUCAACGUCUUGUCUUUUGCCCGUUAUUAAACGGGCCCUCAUUAUUUGUAAUAAUGCCUAUCCCGGAGUUGUCUAAUAUAUUGCUUCAAGAGUUUGUGAAUUUCAAAGUAUCGCAGUUGCACAAUAACCCUGUCAUUAUUGAUGGGGAGGACUUUAGUGGAUAUUUUUAUGAACAUUUAAAAUUACCUAUAAAAUAUGGUGGCGAAUAUUUAUCUUAUAUUGUACAGAUUAAACAGUUUUUGAAUGAAAUUAAACAAUGCAAGAUUUAUCCAUCUUUUCUGUUUGGUUCCGAUUGUGAAAGAGUCGGUUUCCAACUUUCCAGUCAACUUCAAGCAAUGGAAUCAAGAAUAAAAUUACUAUCUUCUUCAGGUAGUACACAAAAGAAAAAUGCAUCGCCUAUGCCUUACCAUAUAUUUCUCCAGAGUAUGUUAACAGAUGUUCUCAGUGAUAUGGAAAUAAAAUUUUUGAAAUCUCCUUAUCCUCGUAUACGAAGUUGUGUCUCAUUAGCUACCUAUCUUCACCAUCCAAUCAUUGCUAGUUCUCCCGAAUAUUUUUUAAUCGGUACUCACCAGAUGUCAUCUGAUACAUCUCCUUGUUUUAUCCCAUUAUCACUCAUGAAAUUUCAAUGUUUGGAAUUCAAAGAAAGUUGUUAUUGUGAAUCAAUAGAUGCAGAAUCCCAAUCCAUCCAAACUCCAUGUCGUUUCUUAACAGUCCAUGAAUUUAUUCCUCAACCAUCUUCAGUUCAUCCAAAAUGUCGACCAUUGAUUGGCUUGUUACUUGGUACAGACUCAAUGCCUCAGACAAAACUCCCCAACUACUUGUACUCGAUCAUAAACAGCAUAGAGAAAAAAAGCUACAAAUUUCGACGCUUUCUUACUCUAGUUUCAUGGUUUUCCCAAUUUGGCACUGAUUCACAGACCCCAAUUGAUGAAAUCCUAAAAUGCUACUCUUCCAAAGAAAGAGGUAAGCUCUUAAAAAUGCUCACAGAAUCACUGGCGGGAUACUUUCCAAACUUAUAUCUAGGUCAGAAAUUAUCUGUUUCUCUUCAUCAAGAAACUCCAGUAUCAACUGGAAAUCAGUUGAAUUCUCCAAUUUUUGUAUAUAGCCCACAGGAAGCUAAUUCCACAACACAAACUGUAUUAUGGCAAAGACGUCUUAGUGAUUUAUUAAAAGGUCAGUCGACUAUUAUCCUAGGAAGUAUGGAUUUUACACAAAGAUGGUCAACAAAUUUAUCACAAUUAUAUUUUAAACAUAAACUUGCACCAUUCAUUUUAACUCCUAUCUAUUGUCAAGGUGGCGUUGUUCUGCCUUUAUUAAUUGAAAAUCCCAAUAUUGAAUUGUCAGCCUAUGAAAUUUCGCUACCUUUAAGAUGGAUGCACUAUCGUUUGUUAUGUGGUAUUGAACAUAACCUAUCACAAAAACAAAAACUAAUCGGUUUAAAUCCUUAUAUUUUGGAAUAUCAUCGUGUCGGUGGUACAUUAACAACAUAUCAAAUUCAGGUUGACCCUCUAAUUUUAAAUCAACAUGAAAAUACAACAGAUGAAAUGCUUUCAAGUAUAGUUGGAUUUUCAUUUUCUAAUUUUAAUAUUGAAAGAAAAUGGUUAGUAAGUUUAGCACUGACCUUGGCAUUUUGGUUUCAUGCUACUACAAAAAAUAAGAUCAAUUCAGUUGAUGAUCUACGGAAUUCUCCUAUUGUUCUAGCAACUGUAGCAAUUGCUGUCACCAAUUAUUUCAAUGUUAUGGAAUCAGAUGAAAAAACAGUUGAACAUUAUGGUGUUCUGAUUAAAUUCCUACAGAAAAAGUUGUCUGAUCGAAUAUCAUCAUCAUCAUUGUCUGUUGAUUCGUCUAUUGUUCAUCAUUUUACUUCAAUUCACACUGUAUAUAACUAUUUACGAUCGUUGACAUAUUUAAUUGAUGAAUUGUUACCAUCUGAUCGAAAAUCCAAUUGUUUAGGCUUUCUUCCGUCAUGGAUGUUCUUUCCAUCUGGACAUUUAUUUCAUAGUCUUGCGAUUGAUAUAGAAUCACUUAAACCAGAUGAUAGAUAUCGUUUAACUUUACGCUAUUGGCUUCCUCGCCUUUAUCGUAUUCCAAAGUUAAACGCUGAAUUCGCAAUGAAAUUGCAAAAAUUAGCUGAAAUUUAUGAACACGUAAUAGGUAUUGCAAGUGAGAUGAUACGUUUACCAGUAUCUGCUCCAAAUAUUGUAUAUCAAAAGGUACCAACAACUAUUCCUGUCAUUGAUUUGCUUAAAAAUGAAACACAUUCAAAUGCCCCAAGUUCAGUUAG
Messenger RNA from Schistosoma rodhaini, 2524 nucleotides. The record is from the annotation of a GenBank genome assembly. NCBI's taxonomy places the organism in Eukaryota, Metazoa, Platyhelminthes, Trematoda, Strigeidida, Schistosomatidae.